AUGGCGUUCGCCAUUGAAGUCGAGGGUCAGGCCAACCCAUUGAGCGCCCAUAAUGUGUUGAAUGCCCUAGUGCUUGCCGCAAGCUCUACACAGCAUCAGGUCCAAACGGGAACCCAACAGCUCCAGAACUGGGAAAAACAGGGCAUGUACUACACAUACCUACAGGACGUUUUCCUUGACCAUUCCGUUCCCAAUGAAGUCCGUUACCUCGCUAUUAUCCAGCUGAAAAAUGGAAUCGAUAAAUACUGGCGCAAAACAGCUGCAAAGUAUGACAUCGAACCCCCGCAUGGAAGGCUACAUGCUAACAUCGAUGCAAGUGCAAUCAAAAAGGAAGAAAAAGAACAGAUCAAGACCAGGGCCCUCGAAGCAGGAAUUGUUGAGCCUGCUCCACUGCUGGCCCUCCAUAACUCAUUGAUGAUUGCCAAGAUCUUGCGUUACGAGUUUCCACAGGAUUGGCCAGAUGCCAUGUCAUCUGUUAUCUCUUUCCUCCGAUCCUCUACUCAAUCUGGUGCCAACCCACUACAACUCUCCCGAACUCUCCUCAUUUUAUUGCAGAUCAUCAAAGAAUUGUCUACAGCUCGGAUUCAGCGAACACGACACAAUCUUCAGUCUGUCUCCCCAGAGAUAUUCCAGCUACUGGGAGGAAUAUACGUGGACAGGCUUAACAGAUGGGUUGCGACACUGGAGCAGGGUGGCGCUGGCGAAGAAGAGCUGCUGGAGACGCUCGAUCAAAGCAUGGUGUCUCUCAAAGUUCUUCGACGAUUAAUAAUUGCUGGAUUCGAGCAACCAAGCCGCAACCAGGAAGUGCAGAGUUUCUGGGUAUUGACCCAUUCCCACUUCAGCAAGUUCUUAUCCUUUGUGGAUGGGUCUGCCAAACUUCCCGAACCAGUUCAUCGGGCUAUUGAAAAGCACUUGCUGCAAAUGUCCAAGCUGCAUGUUGAAAUGGCUAAGACGCAUCCUGCAUCUUUUGCCUUGCUACCAGAUAGUAUUUCCCUCGUCCAGUCGUACUGGUCAUUGGUCAUGAAGCUGGGAGAGAAAUAUGACAGCCUCGGUGCAGGUGAUGAAGCCGAAGGGAAGUCGUUGGCAGAAAAGACCGGUCUCCGUGCUUUACUAUUGAUUCGUGCUUGCGCGAAAAUGGCUUUCAAUCCUGCUCAGACAUUUAAAUACCAGACUCCACAGGACAAGGAAGAGCGGAAACAAUCCGUUGAGCUCAUCAAGUCACAGCUCUUUACCGAGGACUUUGUCGUCAACGUUAUGGAGCUCCUUGUCACGCAAUUCUUCAGAUUCCGCAACAUCGAUUUCCAGGAAUGGGCAGACGAGCCCGAAGACUGGGAGAAGAGAGAGGAAGAGAACGCCGAUGCUUGGGAGUUCUCUAUCCGCUCUUGCUCUGAGAGACUUUUCCUUGACCUCGUCAUUCACUUCAAAGAACUGCUUAUUCCUCGACUCUUGAACGUGUUCUAUUCCUUUGCGAACACCGAGAAUCAUAAUGUGCUACUGAAGGAUUCACUUUACUCUGCGAUUGGCCUGGCAGCCGCUAGCCUGGAACAGCAUUUGGAUUUCAAUGCUUUCUUGGAGCAUACUAUGGUUCCCGAGGUUCAAUCCCAAGAACAGGAGUAUAGGCUCCUCAGAAGGAGAAUCGCCUUAGUACUUGGCCAGUGGGUCCCAGUCAAGCCGGGUGAACUUAACAGAAACGCCAUUUACCAGAUCUUCCAACACUUGCUUAAUAACCAGGAUCCUUUGAAUGAUCUAGUUGUUCGAAUCACUGCGGGCCGGCAGCUUCGCAAUGUUCUCGAUCCUUACGAAUUCUCUGCAGAAGGAUUCAUGCCGUUUGCACCCUCGAUUUUAGCAAGUCUUAUGUCUCUCGUUCAAGAAGUUGAAUCAUCAGAGACAAAGAUGGGACUCUUGGAGACAGUUCGCGUAGCUGUUGUUAAAAUGGAAGAUAAUAUUACACCCUUCUCCGACCAAAUCCUGUCCUUGCUUCCUCCUCUUUGGGAGAGUUCUGGAGAUGAGCACCUCAUGAAACAGGCCAUCCUUACUCUGCUUUCGUCUUUGAUCCAAUCAUUGAAGCAGGAGUCUAUCAGAUACCACCCGUUGAUUCUCCCUCUUAUCCAAAGCUCAGUAGAGCCUGGCUCGGAAACAAUUAUCUACCUUCUUGAUGAGGCACUGGAAUUAUGGGCUGCCAUAAUUCAGUCUACACCAUCUUCCGCCUCACCAGAAAUACUAUCACUUCUCCCAUCUCUGUUCCCCAUCAUCGAAGAUGCUACCGACAGUACUCCCCAGGCCCUGCAAAUCGUUGAAUCCUACAUCUUCCUUGCGCCACAGGAAGUCUUGAGUGACCGGUUCCGCCACCAGAUACUGGUGUCACUCGAGGCUGUGCUCAAGACAACAACGAAGCAACGGCUCGGUGUUAUUCCACGGAUAGUGGAGCUAAUGAUUCGCGCGGCUGAGACCGUUGAUGGCGGCAGUGAAGCCACUUACAGCGUAGUAUCUCGCUCUCUCGUGGAUAGCUCAUUCCUCUCAUCCCUUCUAGAGGGUUUGUUCUCUGCCUACGAAGUCAGCCAAACCUCAGGACCCAACAGGAAAACCUCUCCAGUGUAUGGUGCUAUCGAAACCGAUUAUUAUUCAGUGUUAGCACGCAUUGCAUUGGCAAAUCCAUCAAUCUUCGCUUCAUCGAUCGCCGCCGCAACUCACUCUUCUGAGGAACAUUCUCUCACAUGGAUUCUUACCGAAUGGUUUUCGCACUACGAUAACAUCGGCAGUGUGAACCAGAAGAAACUCCAUGCCCUCGGUCUCACUCAACUCUUGGCCCUACAAGGUGUUCAAACUGACCCUUCUCAACCCGCUCCUCCCCCGUCCUACAUCCUUUCCCACCUUCAGUCCUACCUUAGCAUGUGGACAGACCUCAUCACCGAACUGGCAGAUGGUGGCACAGAUCCGAACGCCGACUAUUUGGUGUAUUGGAACGCACCAGCUGGAUCGGAAACAGCAGUUGCCGAAAGCACAGAAGGAGUCGAACAGCCCGAAUCGAUUCGUCGCCGUGAAUGGCAAUCUGGUGAUGUCAUUCACCGCUUCACCAUCCGAGACUUUGUUCGUCACAGACUCCAGGAGGUCAUUGGUGCAUGCGGUGGCGCCCAGCGAUUCCAGGAAGAGUGGUUGGUGAACGUUGACACAGAAGUGGUCACGGCCUUCGGAGCCUUGGGAUUACUCUGA
Molecule: messenger RNA, 3210 nt
Organism: Penicillium nucicola
Lineage: Eukaryota; Fungi; Ascomycota; Eurotiomycetes; Eurotiales; Aspergillaceae
Product: putative importin 11
Exons: 6
Coding region: 1-3210 (1069 amino acids)
Biological process (GO): protein import into nucleus
Cellular component (GO): cytosol; nuclear envelope
Molecular function (GO): small GTPase binding
Source: RefSeq, a predicted model, not a curated record